AUGGAAAGCGCCAGCCCUGCUUGCUGGAGCCAGCCCGGUGGGACAGCAUAUAACAGGAGUUGGCACCACAGGCUGCUGAGGCAUGAGGACAAUCACUACAACUGGACCGACUGUGAAGCCGGUCACUUGAGCAAAGUCCCUGUCACACUGCUCAUCUGCCUCUGCGGGCUGGUGGGGAAUGGGGCCAUCCUCCAGUUCCUCGGCUCCCACGUCCGCAGGAAUCCCAUCACCGUCUAUGUCCUCAACUUGGCCGUCGCCGACUUCACCUUCCUCCUCUCCAUCGCCAUUGCCCUUGUGAUAUUUUACGGCCCAGAGAGCCUUUGUCACAGGCUGAGCUCACGGGACAUGACAACCGUGUUGAACAUCACCAUCCUCUUCGCUUUCACCACCAGCACCUACCUCCUGACAGCCUUCAGUGCCAUGACGUCUCUGUCUGUCCUCCCCCUGGCCCGCUGCCCCUGCCACCGCUCCUGGCACUUGCCAGUGCUCGUGUGUGCCCUGCUCUGGGCCCUCUCCUUCCUGCUCACCGUGAUCCUCUACUUCUGCCCUGCGGCGCUCAUUGUCUUCAUCUUGAGCUACCUCUUAUCGGUGCUUAUCCUGAUUUUUUCUGGUCUAACCCUGCUUGCCAGGGUCUUGUGCUGUUCAUGGCAAUAUCCCCCAAGGAAGCUCUGUGUUGUGGUCCUGCUAGCUGCCUUCUUCUUCCCCUUCUUCACUGCUGACUUUGGUUACUGGCUCUUGCUAAGACUGUUUGAUUUUUCCGUUUUUGUCUUUGACGCCUCUCUCCCCUUCGCCUGUGUGAACAGCAGUAUCAACCCUGUUAUUUACUUCUUGGCUGGGAGCUGUGCAAAGAAGUUCACGCUCUCUGUUAGGGUUGCUUUCCAGAGGGCUUUUGAAGACGUAACAGAGCCCCAAAAUAGAGGCGAAACUCCCAGAGAAAACACAGUGGAAACAGCUGUUUAA
Aptenodytes forsteri (emperor penguin) is the source of this 960-nucleotide messenger RNA. Its product is annotated as proto-oncogene Mas-like. The record is from RefSeq and is a predicted model, not a curated record. Gene Ontology annotation, cellular component: membrane. Gene Ontology annotation, molecular function: G protein-coupled receptor activity. The transcript has a single exon. The coding region runs from base 1 to 960 and encodes 319 amino acids. NCBI's taxonomy places the organism in Eukaryota, Metazoa, Chordata, Aves, Sphenisciformes, Spheniscidae. Gene Ontology annotation, biological process: G protein-coupled receptor signaling pathway.